Messenger RNA from Linum tenue, 2362 nucleotides. The record is from the annotation of a GenBank genome assembly. Lineage: Eukaryota; Viridiplantae; Streptophyta; Magnoliopsida; Malpighiales; Linaceae.
AAUGGGAAAUCAAACCCAGAGUCAGAGAAACCCUCUCCCGAUCUAAUUGGAGGACUCAAGAAAACCAGUUUUCCGGCCAAACAAACAAAACGAGUUCGUUCCACUGACACAUUACGCCGUGGAUCAGCGGAGGCCGGAAUCGGGAAGAGGACGGUGAACUGAGAGAGAGAGAGAGGUGGCUUUGCCACAGAUGGGAUGGGGAAUGGCGAUAUACGAAGGGGUGGUGGUGGUAGGCUCACUCUGCGGUUUGGGCUGGGCAGGGCUGUGGUUCUUGAACCGCAGGCUUUACAAAGAGUACGAAGAGAAGAGAGUUCUGGUGCAGAUCAUUUUCAGCGUCGUCUUCGCCUUCUCCUGCAACCUUCUCCAGCUCGUGCUCUAUGAGAUCAUCCCUUUCCUCUCCAAAGAGACGAGAUGGAUUAACUGGAAAGUGGAUCUCUUCUGUUUAAUUCUGUUGCUCGUCUUCUUGUUGCCAUAUUAUCACUGCUACUUGAUGCUCUGCAACAGUGGUGUAAGGAAAGAGCGUGCGGCACUUGGAGCCAUCUUAUUUGUUCUGGCCUUUCUGUAUGCUUUCUGGCGCAUGGGCAUUCACUUCCCCAUGCCUUCGCCUGAUAAAGGAUUUUUUACGAUGCCUCAGCUAGUAAGUAGAAUCGGCGUCAUUGGUGUGACUGUCAUGGCUGUUUUGUCUGGUUUUGGAGCUGUGAAUUUACCAUACAGUUAUUUAUCUCUCUUUAUUAGAGAAAUUGAGGAGUCAGAGAUCAAGGCACUAGAAAGACAAUUGAUGCAUUCUAUUGAGACUUGCAUCGCUAAGAAAAAGAAAAUUAUUCUUGCUCAAAUGGAGAUGGAACGCAUACAAGGAACUGAGAAGCUAAAUGGUAGAUCUUUCUUUAAACGUAUAGUUGGUACAGUUGUACGGUCUGUUCAAGAUGAUAAAACGGAGCAAGAUAUCAAAACCAUGGAAGCAGAAGUACAAGCAUUAGAUGAGCUUUCAAAGCAGCUUUUCCUUGAAAUAUAUGAGCUGCGACUAGCUAAGGAAGCUGCUGCUUUCUCUCGAACUUGGAGGGGACACAUGCAAAAUUGUCUUGGCUAUGCAUGCUCGGUCUACUGUGUGUAUAAAAUGAUUAAGUCUUUGCAAAGUGUUAUAUUCAAAGAGGCUGGAUCUGUAGAUCCUGUUACAAUGACCAUUAGUAUAUCCUUACAGUUCUUUGACAUAGGAAUCAAUGCUGCACUAUUGUCUCAGUACAUUUCUUUGAUGUUCAUCGGAUUGUUGAUAGUGAUUUCAGUUCGGGGGUUCUUGUCAAAUUUGAUGAAGUUUUUCUUUGCAGUGUCCAGAGCUGGGAGUGGGUCCUCAAGCAACGUUGUGCUUUUCCUAUCUGAAAUCAUGGGGAUGUAUUUCCUCUCUUCCAUUCUGCUGAUAAGGAAAAGCUUAGCCACCGAAUACCGGUACGAGUAAUUUGGCCUAUACGAUGUUUUACCCUGUCCUCCCAAGUUGCAAUCUUUCAUUUCCUUACAUCCAAUAAGAAAAACCUCCAAAGUAUAUGCUUCAUAUUGUGUCUUGGGCAGGAUGAUCAUAACCGACGUGCUAGGCGGGGAUAUCCAGUUCGACUUCUAUCACCGGUGGUUUGACGCCAUCUUCGUAGCAAGCGCAUUCCUUUCCCUGCUUCUGCUCUCAGCUCAUUACACCUCUCGCCAGAUCGAUAAGCAUCCCAUCGAUUGAUAAGCAAUACCAUCGACUGACAAAAUGCACCUCCUCCAAAGUUGUACUGUGACAAAAAGCUGCAAAUCUCAAAUACCAUACAUGAACACCAAGGCAGAGGGAUCGGGCUUCUAUUCCCUGACCUGCUGGGGAUGUCUCAGCGGAGAGACAUUGUUGAGUUGCAGAGAAUGUGAAAGCAAGACCCUGUUUUGUGGUGUGGGUGACUGUACUAAUUGCAUAGGUUGACUUGAGGGAAAAUGUGGUGGCUUCAUUGAUGCUAGCUUCUGCGGUGUUUAUAUCUCUACCAAUUCUCUUUGUUAAUUAUUAUUCUGCAAAGUGUAAAGCCAUUUUGGUAGAUGAAUAAAGAGGCCAACUGUACCAGUAUUAAUGGAAGAAGAAGCCAAGGCAUCAACGGACAAAACCCGUACUACCGAAUUGAUUAGUUCUGGUUUAACUUUGAUGGCGAAUAGGGAAAAAGAGAGGCUGCAGCCCAAAACUAUACAGUUAUAGCAUAUAUUAUUUUCAUUAUCAGCUCUACUUUCCGGUUCAUAGUGUAAUGCCCAUAGCAUAAUUUAGGUCGGUUGUCUUUUUCAAGCUCGUUUUUUGCAUGAAAAACCACGAACAUCAAACUAUGUUCGGUAGAGGAAUUUUAUAAUGCGGUAUUUGCAG